AUGGAGCUUCAUGGGUUUUCUUGUGAAGAGAUAAGGAUGGAAGGAGCGGACACGAUUUCGAUUUCUUCUGAUGGGCUUGCGUUCAUGACGUCUGGGUUGAAAUAUCCGCCGCUCGACUCGCCACCUGCUGAUGGAGGGGUUUUUAUGCUGGAUUUGACGACAGACGACCUUGAUCCCAAAAAAGUCGACAUCAUGGCCCCCUUCGAUCCCUACAAAUUAAACCCGCAUGGAAUCCGCGUCUACGAGCCCGGAGACGGACGAAUCCUAGUCUACAUCUCGAACCACGGACUUGGACUUGACAAAGUCGAGAAAUUCGAAUACUCAGUCACGAAGAAUCAGCUAAAAUGGAUCAACUCUUUCAAGCAGAAGAAGGAAUUCUACUCGCUGAAUGAUAUCGAGAUGAUUGCUGAGGAUGACUUUUUCUUCGUUAACGACCAAUACUUUUCGACUCGUCAGCGAUUCUUGCGCUUUUUGGAAUACCACUCAUUUAUCCGACUCGGCUCGCUUGGCUACUGUAACAAAGGCAACUGCCAGCUGGCAACCAAGCACAAUCUUGGCUACCCGUCUGGACUUUCCAUCCGAACAACGACCGACGAAAACGGCAAGUUUCGAAAAGAACUAAUCGUCGUGGAAAAACGCGCGUUUCGAGCUUCAAUUUAUCAUUUGGAUCCAUCCAACGGCUUUGUUUUUUCCCACACGAUUCCGUUGCCCGCGAAUAUUGACAAUAUUUUCAACGACGGGGAGGAUAUUUAUUUUGCAGGAUCGCCGAGGGGAUCGAAUGGGGAUGAUUUGGUAGAAGUGAUCAAAUUGAACAAGAAAAAUGAACUGGAGACGAUUAUCUCCACGACUCUAAUUAAGGGAGUCACAAGUUAUGCUCAUUUCGAAGACAAAAUACUUUUUGGAACCCAAAACAGCAAUCUUCUUGUAUGCACACGUGAUUAG
Oikopleura dioica is the source of this 942-nucleotide messenger RNA. The record is from the annotation of a GenBank genome assembly. Lineage: Eukaryota; Metazoa; Chordata; Appendicularia; Copelata; Oikopleuridae.